AUGAGCACCAUGCGCCUGCUGACACUCGCCCUGCUUUUCUCCUGCUCUUUUGCCCGCGCCGCCUGCGACCCCAAGAUUGUCAACAUCGGAGCUGUGCUGAGCACGCGGAAGCACGAGCAGAUGUUCCGUGAGGCCGUGAACCAGGCCAACAAGCGGCACGGCUCCUGGAAGAUCCAACUCAACGCCACGUCGGUCACCCACAAGCCCAACGCCAUCCAGAUGGCCCUGUCGGUGUGCGAGGACCUCAUCUCCAGCCAGGUCUACGCCAUCCUAGUUAGCCACCCACCUACCCCCAACGACCACUUCACUCCCACCCCCGUCUCCUACACAGCUGGCUUCUACCGCAUCCCCGUCCUGGGGCUCACCACCCGUAUGUCCAUCUACUCAGACAAGAGCAUACACCUGAGCUUCCUGCGCACGGUGCCGCCCUACUCCCACCAGUCGAGCGUCUGGUUCGAGAUGAUGCGCGUGUACAGCUGGAACCACAUCAUCCUCCUGGUCAGCGACGACCACGAGGGCAGGGCCGCGCAGAAGCGCCUGGAGACGCUGCUGGAGGAGCGGGAAUCCAAGGCUGAGAAGGUGCUGCAGUUUGACCCGGGAACCAAGAAUGUGACGGCCCUGCUGAUGGAGGCACGAGAGCUGGAGGCCCGGGUCAUCAUCCUCUCUGCCAGCGAGGACGAUGCUGCCACCGUGUACCGUGCAGCUGCGAUGCUGAAUAUGACGGGCUCUGGGUACGUUUGGCUGGUGGGGGAGCGAGAGAUCUCCGGGAACGCUCUGCGCUACGCCCCGGAUGGCAUCAUCGGACUACAGCUCAUCAAUGGCAAGAACGAAUCAGCCCACAUCAGCGAUGCCGUGGGCGUGGUGGCCCAGGCCGUGCACGAACUCCUGGAGAAGGAGAACAUCACCGACCCGCCCCGGGGCUGCGUGGGCAACACCAACAUCUGGAAGACAGGGCCACUCUUCAAGAGAGUGCUGAUGUCUUCCAAGUAUGCAGACGGGGUGACAGGCCGCGUGGAGUUCAACGAGGAUGGGGACCGGAAGUUUGCUAACUACAGCAUCAUGAACUUGCAGAACCGCAAGCUGGUGCAAGUGGGCAUCUACAAUGGCACCCAUGUGAUCCCUAACGACAGGAAGAUCAUCUGGCCGGGUGGAGAGACAGAGAAGCCCCGAGGGUACCAGAUGUCCACCAGGCUGAAGAUUGUGACCAUCCACCAAGAGCCUUUUGUGUACGUCAAGCCCACGCUGAGCGAUGGUACGUGCAAGGAGGAGUUCACCGUCAAUGGGGACCCGGUCAAGAAAGUGAUCUGCACCGGGCCCAACGACACGUCUCCGGGCAGCCCACGCCACACAGUGCCACAGUGCUGCUACGGCUUCUGCAUCGACCUGCUCAUCAAGCUGGCGAGGACCAUGAACUUCACCUACGAGGUGCACCUGGUGGCUGACGGCAAGUUUGGCACUCAGGAGCGGGUGAACAACAGCAAUAAGAAGGAGUGGAACGGGAUGAUGGGCGAGCUGCUCAGCGGGCAGGCGGACAUGAUCGUGGCGCCGCUGACCAUCAACAAUGAGCGGGCACAGUACAUCGAGUUCUCCAAGCCCUUCAAGUACCAGGGCCUGACCAUUCUGGUCAAGAAGGAGAUCCCCCGUAGCACACUGGACUCGUUCAUGCAGCCUUUCCAGAGCACGCUGUGGCUGCUGGUGGGGCUGUCAGUGCACGUGGUGGCUGUGAUGCUGUACCUGCUGGACCGUUUCAGCCCCUUUGGCCGAUUCAAGGUGAACAGUGAAGAAGAGGAGGAAGAUGCGCUGACCCUGUCUUCAGCCAUGUGGUUCUCCUGGGGCGUCCUGCUCAACUCAGGCAUUGGGGAAGGCGCCCCCCGAAGCUUCUCAGCGCGCAUCCUGGGCAUGGUGUGGGCCGGGUUUGCCAUGAUCAUUGUGGCCUCCUACACUGCCAACCUGGCUGCCUUCCUGGUGCUGGACCGGCCUGAGGAGCGCAUCACAGGCAUCAACGACCCACGGCUGAGGAAUCCCUCCGACAAGUUCAUCUAUGCAACUGUGAAGCAGAGCUCAGUGGACAUCUACUUCCGGCGGCAGGUGGAGCUGAGCACCAUGUACCGACACAUGGAGAAGCAUAACUAUGAGAGUGCAGCCGAAGCUAUCCAAGCCGUGCGGGACAACAAGCUUCAUGCCUUCAUUUGGGACUCGGCGGUGCUGGAGUUUGAGGCCUCACAGAAGUGUGAUCUAGUGACCACCGGCGAGCUGUUCUUCCGCUCAGGCUUUGGUAUUGGCAUGCGCAAGGACAGCCCCUGGAAACAGAACGUCUCCCUGUCCAUCCUCAAGUCCCACGAGAAUGGCUUCAUGGAAGACCUGGACAAGACGUGGGUGCGGUACCAGGAGUGUGACUCUCGCAGCAACGCCCCUGCCACCCUCACCUUUGAGAACAUGGCAGGGGUCUUCAUGCUGGUGGCCGGGGGUAUUGUGGCUGGGAUCUUCCUCAUCUUCAUCGAGAUCGCCUACAAGCGGCACAAGGACGCUCGCCGGAAGCAGAUGCAGCUAGCCUUUGCGGCAGUGAACGUGUGGAGAAAGAAUCUGCAGGAUAGAAAGAGUGGUAGAGCAGAGCCCGACCCUAAAAAGAAAGCCACAUUUAGGGCUAUCACCUCCACCUUGGCUUCCAGCUUCAAGAGACGUAGGUCCUCCAAAGACACGCAGUACCAUCCCACUGAUAUCACGGGCACGCUCAACCUCUCAGAUCCCUCGGUCAGCACCGUGGUGUGA
This is a messenger RNA of Canis lupus familiaris (dog), 2769 nucleotides long. RefSeq names its product glutamate ionotropic receptor NMDA type subunit 1 (gene GRIN1). Gene Ontology annotation, biological process: ionotropic glutamate receptor signaling pathway; regulation of membrane potential; chemical synaptic transmission. The record is from RefSeq and is marked provisional. Gene Ontology annotation, molecular function: NMDA glutamate receptor activity. Gene Ontology annotation, cellular component: NMDA selective glutamate receptor complex; synapse; plasma membrane. Lineage: Eukaryota; Metazoa; Chordata; Mammalia; Carnivora; Canidae.